Messenger RNA from Aspergillus clavatus NRRL 1, 1827 nucleotides. Its product is annotated as Sec1 family protein. Gene Ontology annotation, cellular component: Golgi membrane. The record is from RefSeq and is a predicted model, not a curated record. The coding region runs from base 1 to 1827 and encodes 608 amino acids. The transcript is spliced from 3 exons. NCBI's taxonomy places the organism in Eukaryota, Fungi, Ascomycota, Eurotiomycetes, Eurotiales, Aspergillaceae. Gene Ontology annotation, biological process: vesicle-mediated transport; intracellular protein transport.
AUGGACGUCGUCGCUGCAGUGUCCGGGUACAUCUCCAAGAUGGUCACGACGGGGGAUUCGUCAUCAGUGUCGGGAUCUUCAUCGUCAACCAAGAUGAAGAUCUUGCUCCUCGACAGUGAGACAGUGGGAUCUGCGUUCUACUGCUGGGUGCGGUUGAAACUUAUGCCAAUCGUUUCGACGGCCAUCACCCAAUCCGCCCUUUUGAAUCAUGAAGUAUACCUGAUCGAUCGCCUGGACAAUGCGGCGCGAGAGAAAAUGCGACAUUUACGCUGUUUAUGCUUCGUGCGCCCGUCUCCGACUUCUAUCCAGUUCCUCAUUGACGAGCUUCGCGAUCCUAAAUAUGGAGAAUAUCACAUCUACCUUAGCAAUAUCAUUCGCAAGUCGUCGCUGGAGCGCCUCGCCGAAGCAGAUGGGCACGAGGUCGUUCGCGUGGUUCAGGAGCAUUUUGCCGACUUCUUGGUCAUUAACCCUGAUCUGUGUUCUUUGAACCUCGGGUUCCCCUAUCAACGAUUAUGGAGCCAUUCGCCGGACCUGUGGAAUGCGGACGCUCUACAACGAGCAACAGAAGGCGUUCUUGCAAUUCUGCUGGCUUUGAAGAAAAACCCAUUGAUCCGCUAUGAGAAGAACAGCUUGCUGGCUAAGAAAUUAGCUACAGAGGUUCGCUAUCAGGUGACCCAGGAGGAGCAGCUCUUCAAUUUCAGAAAAACCGACACCCCGCCAAUCUUGCUCAUACUGGAUCGCAGAGACGACCCCAUCACGCCCUUAUUGACCCAGUGGACAUACCAGGCGAUGGUUCAUGAGCUAUUGGGAGUCAACAACGGGAGAGUAGAUCUGCGCGAUGUGCCCGACAUCCGGCCUGAGCUUCGUGAGAUAGUCCUAUCGCAAGACCAGGAUCCCUUCUUCAAGAAGAACAUGUACCAAAACUUCGGCGAUCUGGGCCAGAACAUCAAGGAAUACGUCGAACAGUAUCAGGUGAAGACGCAAAACACCAUGAACAUUGAGUCCAUUGCCGACAUGAAGCGCUUCGUGGAAGAUUACCCGGAAUUCCGCAAGCUCUCGGGAAAUGUCAGCAAGCAUGUCACUCUGGUUGGCGAGCUUAGCCGGCGAGUCGGCGAAGACAACCUUCUCGAUGUCAGUGAGUUGGAGCAGAGCUUGGCCUGCAAUGAUAACCACGCAAAUGACCUCAAGGCUUUACAAAGAAUCAUCCAGUUACCCACGGUACCCGCGGAGAACAAGAUUCGACUGGUAGCCCUGUAUGCUCUCCGAUAUGAAAAACAGCCAUCCAAUGCUCUUCCAGUCCUGCUUGAUCUCUUAGUCACGGCAGGUGACGUCCCAUCGUACAAAGUCAAUAUUAUUCCUAAACUCCUUGCUUAUCACCACUCAUUGCAAGCACCCCCAGUUGCAGGUGGCUUCACCGAUCUCUUUGAAUCAGCAUCGUUGUUCUCGGGCGCUCGAGACCGCUUUAAGGGCCUGAAAGGCGUCGAGAAUGUCUAUACCCAACACUCACCGCGAUUGGAGGCGACACUGCAAAACCUCAUCAAGGGCAAGUUGAAGGAAUUGCAAUACCCCUUCCUGGAAGGUAGUGGCCAUAUCCGGGAUAAACCACAAGAUAUCAUAAUCUUCAUGGUCGGCGGCGUGACUUACGAGGAAGCGAAAAUGGUUGCCCAGGUCAAUGCCAGCUCCCCCGGAGUGCGCGUGGUAUUAGGCGGAACGAGCAUCCACAACAGUACAUCCUUCCUGGAAGAAGUAGAUGAUGCUGUGAGCGGUUGGCCGGAACCUGGGCCCUCUACAGCCGCUGGACGGCUUCGAAGGGAGAUCGGACGGUAG